GUGCCUAUGUUGCAAACAGUUGGGAAAAUGCAUGGAAGCAACCAGAGUGGAGUCUCCGAGUUCCUGCUCCUGGGGAUCUCGGAGAGUCCUGAGCAGCAGCGGAUCCUAUUCUGGAUGUUCCUGUCCAUGUACCUGGUCACAGUGGUGGGAAAUGUGCUCAUCAUCCUGGCCAUCAGCUUUGAUCCCCGCUUGCACACUCCCAUGUACUUCUUCCUGGCCAACCUCUCCUUCACCGACCUCUUCUUCAUCACCAACACAAUCCCCAAGAUGCUGGUGAGCCUUCAGUCUCAGAACAAAGCCAUCUCCCAUGCAGGGUGUCUGACGCAGCUCUACUUCCUCGUCUCCUUGGUGGCCCUGGACAACCUCAUCCUGGCCACAAUGGCAUAUGACCGCUAUGUGGCCAUCUGCCGCCCCCUCCAUUACACCACGGCCAUGAGCCCUGGACUCUGCAUUUUGCUCCUCACCUUGUGUUGGGCACUUUCUGUCCUCUAUGGCCUCACCCACACCCUCCUCAUGACCAGGGUGACCUUCUGUGGUUCCCGGAAGAUCCACUACAUCUUCUGUGAGAUGUAUGUCCUGCUGAGGCUCGCGUGUUCUAACACCCAAGUCAAUCACACGGUGCUGAUUGCCACAGGAUCCUUCAUCUUCCUUGCCCCACUAGGAUUCAUGAUCAUGUCCUAUGUCUGCAUUGUCAGAGCCAUCCUCCGAAUACCCUCAGCCUCUAGUAAAUACAAAGCCUUCUCCACCUGUGCUUCACAUUUGGCUGUGGUCUCCCUCUUCUAUGGGACACUUUGUAUGGUAUAUCUGCAGCCUCUCCAAUCCUACUCCAUGAAGGACUCAGUAGCCACAGUGAUGUAUGCUGUGGUGACCCCCAUGAUGAACCCUUUCAUCUACAGCCUGAGGAACAAGGACAUGCAUGGGGCUCUGGGAAGACUGCUCCUAGGGAAAGCCUUCCAGAGGUUGACAUGA
Molecule: messenger RNA, 969 nt
Organism: Herpailurus yagouaroundi (jaguarundi)
Lineage: Eukaryota; Metazoa; Chordata; Mammalia; Carnivora; Felidae
Product: olfactory receptor 1D2-like
Exons: 1
Coding region: 7-969 (320 amino acids)
Biological process (GO): G protein-coupled receptor signaling pathway
Cellular component (GO): membrane
Molecular function (GO): G protein-coupled receptor activity; olfactory receptor activity
Source: RefSeq, a predicted model, not a curated record